UGGUGUGCGAAAACAAUCGAAGUUCAAGAAGGCACUAUAAAGGCAGCAAGUCUGUCACACCCUGGAAUUUAUCAAGAAUUUUACCAUUGUUCGGGUUUUAAAACCUUCAGAAAUAUCUCCAAAACGAAGUUUGAUCGAAGUGUGUUGAAAGAAAAACAAAGUUUGGCAGAAUAUUGUGCGUUUCGAGUAGAAAUUCGUCGAUUGAAACUAAUCGUCUGCUGUACCCAAUUUGCUGCUGGUUCUUUUUCCCUGCUGGAGAACCCCAGUGGUGGAGUUAAUCGUUGCAAAAAAAAAGAAGAGCUCUAUAGGUGUGUUUGUGUUUUGAUAGAACAGUUUGUGUGUUGGUGCUUCGUGGGAGCGAAUAGUUCAGAUCGCUGAAGUUUGGUGACUCAUUCGAGAGCCAGGGAACAACAAUGGGAACACUAUCGGACUUCGGACAGGUUGCCCUUAAAUGGGACCCAAAAAAUCUGGAAAUACGGACAAUGUCCGUAGAGAAAACGCUGGAACCACUGGUGCUGCAAGUUACUACUCUUGUCAACACGAAGGGUCCAAGUAAGAAGAAGAAAGGCAAAUCGAAGCGCGCCAGCGCUUUGGUAGCCGCCGUCGAGAAAGCCACGGAUAUUUUUAUCGAACGCGGCGAGCAGAUUGCAUACGAAAAUCCGGAUAUUACCCAGGAAAUGCUGUCGGCGGUGGAAGAAGUGCGCAAGACCGGUUCAGCCAUGAGUAUUGCUGCGCGUGAAUUCUCCGAGGAUCCAUGCAGCUCUCUCAAGCGUGGUAAUAUGGUUCGCGCGGCAAGGAAUCUCCUGUCGGCCGUUACACGGUUGCUCAUCUUGGCCGAUAUGGUCGAUGUGCACUUGCUGUUGAAGUCCUUGCAUGUCGUUGAGGAUGAUUUGGACAAGUUGCGCAAUGCAUCGUCGCAGGACGAGUUAAUGAACAAUAUGCGCGCGUUUGGCAGGAAUGCGAACGAACUCAUCAAACAGGCUGCCAAACGGCAGCAAGAGCUCAAGGAUCCACAAUUGCGAGAUGAUUUAGCUGCGGCUCGUGCCGUGCUGAAGAAGCACUCAACUAUGCUGUUGACGGCUUCCAAGGUUUACGUGCGCCACCCGGAGUUGGAUCUGGCCAAGGUCAAUCGAGAUCAUAUUUUGAAGCAGGUCUGCGAGGCGGUCAACACGAUCAGCGAUGUGGCCCAGGGUAAGGCCACCAAUCCGCAGGACAUUUAUGUCGGUGCGGGGGAAUUAGCUGCUGCGUUGGACGAUUUCGAUGAGGGAAUCAUAAUGGAUCCGUUGGCAUAUAACGAAGUCCGCUCGAGACCCUCGCUCGAAGAACGAUUGGAGAGUAUUAUUAGUGCUGCGGCACUGAUGGCGGACGCGGACUGCACUCGUGACGAAAGACGCGAGAGAAUUGUUGCCGAAUGUAAUGCCGUCAGACAGGCGCUGCAGGAUUUGCUUUCGGAAUAUAUGUCAAAUAUGGGCACGAAGGAACCCACCCCGGAGUUGGAACGUGCCAUCGGGCAAAUGUAUCGCAAGACGAAGGAUCUCCGUCGUCAGUUGCGAAAAGCUGUUGUCGAUCAUGUUUCGGAUUCAUUCCUCGAGAGCAACAUGCCACUGCUGGAUCUUAUCGAUGCUGCUCGCUCUGGCAACGAGAAGAAAGUGCAUGAACGCGCUGAAGCUUUUACCAAACACGCUGAAAAGUUGGUUGAAGUGGCCAAUUUGGUCUGCAGCAUGUCGAACAAUGAGGACGGUGUGAAGAUGGUUCGAUACGCGGCUGCGCAGAUUGAGACGCUCUGUCCCCAAGUGAUUAAUGCAGCAUUAAUUCUGUGCGCUCGUCCCAAUUCCAAGGUAGCCCAGGAGAACAUGGAGGCCUACAGACAAGCAUGGGAGAAUCAAGUUCGAAUUUUGACCGAAGCUGUCGAUGACAUCACUACGAUCGAUGACUUUUUGGCCGUUUCCGAGAACCACAUCCUUGAGGAUGUGAACAAGUGUGUGCUCGCGUUGCAGGAAGGCGAUGCGCUCGAUUUGAGAAAUACCGCUGGAGCUAUCCAGGGUCGAUCGGCUCGCGUUUGCAACGUUGUCGAGGCGGAGAUGGACAAUUACGAGCCCUGCAUCUACACCAAGCGUGUCCUGGAAGCCGUUAAGGUGCUCCGCGACCAGGUUAUGUCCAAGUUCGCACAACGGGUCGACGUGGCGGUCGAUGCGCUCUCCUCGAAUUCGGCGAAGGAUGUCGACGAGAAUGACUUUAUCGACGCAAGUCGGCUGGUAUACGAUGGCGUUCGGGAGAUUCGUCGCGCUGUGCUGAUGAACAGGAGCUCGGAUGAAUUGGACACCGACACGGAGUUCGAACCCGUUGAAGAUAUGACUUUAGAAACGAGAAGUAGAUCGAGUGCCCAUACAGGCGACCAAACUAUUGAUGAGUACCCGGACAUCAGUGGAAUUACAACGGCUAGAGAAGCCAUGCGGAAGAUGAAUGAGGAAGACAAACAGAAGAUCAUGCAGCAGGUCGAGCUAUUCCGACGGGAGAAACUAACGUUCGAUUCCGAGGUGGCCAAGUGGGACGACACCGGGAACGAUAUUAUCUACCUUGCCAAGCACAUGUGCAUGAUCAUGAUGGAGAUGACAGAUUUUACCCGCGGCCGUGGUCCACUGAAGACUACGAUGGACGUGAUCAACGCCGCCAAGAAAAUUUCCGAGGCCGGUACGAAGCUGGACAAACUGACGCGCGAGAUCGCCGAUCAGUGUCCGGAGAGUUCGACCAAGAAGGAUCUGCUGGCGUAUCUGCAGCGUAUCGCGCUAUACUGCCAUCAGAUCCAGAUCACCUCGAAGGUGAAGGCCGACGUGCAAAACAUCAGCGGUGAACUGAUUGUAUCAGGGGUAAUUCUGGACAGUGCCACCUCGUUGAUACAGGCGGCCAAGAAUCUAAUGAACGCCGUCGUUUACACGGUUAAAUACUCCUAUGUAGCAUCCACCAAAUACACUCGCCAAGGAACCGUUUCGUCUCCCAUCGUCGUAUGGAAAAUGAAGGCCCCGGAGAAGAAGCCACUUGUGCGCCCAGAGAAGCCCGAGGAAGUCCGCGCCAAAGUUCGACGCGCGUCGCAGAAGAAGGCCCAAAAUCCCGUACAUGCUCUCUCCGAGUUCCAAAGCCCAACCGAUGCGGUUUAAAUGCGUCCGAACGAACGUACAAAUGCAAAAUUAACUUCUCGAUUCCAGCUACUCUAGUAUUGUGUCGAGUUCCGUCGGGCUAUUGAAAGGGCGUUAGUGGGCGGGACCUUUUGGCUUUUGUUGGUGGAGUAUUAAAAAGCAAGUCAAAACAUAGAAAUUUAUUCCAAAUAAAUUUUAUUUAUUUUUUACUACAUA
Molecule: messenger RNA, 3350 nt
Organism: Toxorhynchites rutilus septentrionalis
Lineage: Eukaryota; Metazoa; Arthropoda; Insecta; Diptera; Culicidae
Gene: alpha-Cat
Product: catenin alpha
Exons: 9
Coding region: 414-3155 (913 amino acids)
Biological process (GO): cell-cell adhesion; cell migration
Cellular component (GO): adherens junction; actin cytoskeleton; catenin complex
Molecular function (GO): cadherin binding; beta-catenin binding; actin filament binding
Source: RefSeq, a predicted model, not a curated record